This is a messenger RNA of Ostrinia furnacalis (Asian corn borer), 2260 nucleotides long. Its product is annotated as zinc finger protein 391. NCBI's taxonomy places the organism in Eukaryota, Metazoa, Arthropoda, Insecta, Lepidoptera, Crambidae. Gene Ontology annotation, biological process: regulation of transcription by RNA polymerase II. The coding region runs from base 220 to 1839 and encodes 539 amino acids. The record is from RefSeq and is a predicted model, not a curated record. Gene Ontology annotation, molecular function: DNA-binding transcription factor activity, RNA polymerase II-specific. Gene Ontology annotation, cellular component: nucleus. The transcript has 11 exons.
CAUCUCUUGCUUGACUUGUGUGUCAGAAUGCAAUGGCGGCGUCCGUUUACUCGCGAAGCUCGUACAAAUAUAAUCCGUCAUCCUUUUCUUACCUAUAUCGACUAUUCAGGAGACACCGCUUUCAUAGCGAAUGAUCUUUUUACGAGCGGAGUAGACUGAUAAGAAAUAAACAAAUAAAUAAAGUUCGUGUAAUGAAGUAAAUAAGAUAGAAAAGUGAAAAUGUUUACAACAAAUACAGUGCAAACCGGCGCAGUGCCGACAUUGCAGUAUCAGGAGCAUCCCACUCAAAAGACCCAAGGGAAAAACAUCGAAAAUGUUCAACAAAAAAAUCCUCAACAAACUCAGCAACAACAGGAGUUCCCAACAUUUUGUUACACUACAAAUGUAAAUAUGAUUGGAAAAAUUGGCACGGGGACUACUGGAGGCACUGGAGGGGUGACUGGUGGUGUAAACAUAGCUCAACUAACAACCAGUGAUGACAAAACAUGCUAUAUAGCACAACCAUUCUCUUAUAACUAUGCUCUUGUAAACCAGAUGCAAAUUGCCCCAAAUGGCAUCCAGAACACAAUAUCUAAUAUUAGUUUUAAAUGUGACGUUUGUGGACUCAUGUUUGGACACCUGACGCUUCUCAAUGCUCACAAAAGAAUACAUGCUCAAGAUACAGAUAAUAAUAUAACUGUUGUUGCAACGGGUGUCAGUGCUAGCAACGAUGUUACUAUGCCGCCUCAGAUCCAAAUACUCUCGUCUGACCCAAAUGAACAGCAAACUCAUCAUGUUCAAAUACAAGAGACUAAACCGCUUAUUGACAAAGUUCAGAAAUGCAUUACAUGUGGUGGACCAAUUUCCAAUAAUCCCAAAAGAAAAGGACCUAAGUUAAUCAGAUGUGAAAAUUGCAUAGCACAAGAUUCUGUUGACCAGAGAAAUAAUCAAAUGAAUGCUGCGCAAAUCUUCGUCGCAUCUGAGGACAACGUUAAGUAUGAGGUGGGCGGUGUUAGUGGGGUGCACCAGCCAACUGACCCGUUAGCACCAACGCCUACCAAUCAACAACAGACACAACAGCAACAGAAACCAUUACCCGGACACCAUCCUGUAAAGAAAAGAAAUUUGGCAGCUGUUACGAAAUGUCAAAAUUGUAAUGGUUCAGGCAUUAUAUUCGUGGGUGGAAGUAAAAGUAAACUUAAUCAGUCAAACUCAGAAAAACCAUUUCACUGUAAUAUUUGCGGUGGUUCAUUCUCUAGGUAUUCAUCAUUAUGGUCUCAUAAGAAGUUACAUUCAGGGGAAAAGAAUUUCAAGUGUGGAAUCUGUGGAAUCGCAUUUGCGAAAGCAGUUUACCUAAAAAAUCACUCAAGAAUACACACAGGCGAAAAACCAUAUAGAUGUAGUACCUGUGGUAUGCAAUUCUCACAAUCACCACAUUUGAAGAAUCAUGAAAGAACACAUUCUGGAGAAAAACCUUAUGUGUGUGAAGUUUGUGACAAAGGAUUCGCUCGUCACGCUACCUUGUGGAAUCAUCGGCGUAUACACACCGGCGAGAAACCAUACAAAUGCGAAACGUGCGGAUCAGCGUUUAGUCAAGCAGCGCAUCUUAAGAACCAUGCGAAGGUACAUUCUGGUGAGAAGCCCUUCAAAUGUGACAUAUGCACUGCGGCCUUUGCGGAUCGGUUCGCUCUCAAGCGGCACAGAGGGAUUCACGACAAAUAUGGACAAACGACCCCACUACCAUCUAGAAUACAGCAAACCCAGCAAGAUCAACAACAAUCAACUCAGCAACAAAACUCCGAUCAGAAGAAUGUCCAGCCGGCUGUGGAAGUAGAGCAUCAUGCUGAGCAGACUCUAUGAACCUAGGAUUUAUUUAAAAUUAUUUCAUCCCACCCAAAAGUUUACAGAAAAUGGAAAGCUAGCUUUAUAAUUUCAUUCAACUAUCAAUGUAAAUACACUAUCACACUUUUAAGGCAUCAAAUUGACGAAACUUCCAAUCCAUUAAUACAUUCAUUUCAUUAUACAAUUAAACUAAUGUGGGUAUUAUUAUAAAAUCAUGGUGCAUCUGCAAUCAUGCAUUAACAGCGAACACUGCCAUUUUGACGAGUAAUUUAGAUUUUAGUCAUUGUUAUAAAAAAGAGAGAUUUGAUUACUAUUAUUGUCAACUGUUUAUGCAUAAUUUUUACGCUUGAGUCAUUAGGGUUCAUGAUGUAAUUAAAAGUUGCAAGGUCGCCUAUUUUAUUUCACCUAUGAAUGUGGGCGGAGGUUUCUGUUGUUGUUU